Molecule: messenger RNA, 1494 nt
Organism: Paracoccidioides brasiliensis Pb18
Exons: 2
Coding region: 1-1494 (497 amino acids)
Molecular function (GO): N,N-dimethylaniline monooxygenase activity; NADP binding; flavin adenine dinucleotide binding
Source: RefSeq, a predicted model, not a curated record
AUGCCGCCCAAUACACACCGAGUGCGCAACGUCGCAAUUAUCGGCGCUGGGCCGUCCGGAUUGGCUGCUGCGAAACUCCUCCUCGCUGAGAAAUAUUUUGAAAAGAUAGAUAUCUUCGAGCAGCGCAGUAGAGUAGGUGGGGUAUGGAACUAUUCACCAGCUGCAGACAAGACUCGGGCUGUCAUAGACAUCCCACAGACGAACGCUCAUUUACCUGUAGAAGAGCCUAUUUGGCAUUCUUCAGCGGGAUCGCCGAACGCUUCCUCAGCGGAAAAACCAGGUAGAAAGGAGACGUCCUUUAUUUCACCACUCUACGAUGGAUUGGAGACAAAUAUCCCCUAUCCUUUGAUGCAAUUCUCAGACCAACCGUUUCCCACGGGUACGCAGUUGUUUCCUGGAUUCGAGACUGUCCUACGAUACAUAGAAGAGUACAGUUUGGACGUUAAACAUCUCAUACAGUUCCAAGUCCAGGUUGUGGAUGUUAGGCUCGAGGAUGCGCUUGCGGGAACGUGGGCGGUAACUCGAAGGCACUUGGAGAGCGGAGCUCAAGAGACUGACAUCUACGAUGCUGUUGUGGUGGCGAGUGGGCAUUACACUGUACCUCAUGUUCCACCGAUCCCUGGGAUAUUGGAAUGGAACGUGGCAUAUCGGGAGACAAUAAAGCAUUCCAAAUCGUACUCAUCUCCUGAGGAGUUCAGGGAUAAGAAAGUGCUUAUUGUUGGCAACUCCGCCUCAGGAGUUGAUAUUGGGGCACAGAUAAGCAAAGUUUGUCGUAAGCCGCUGCUGGUUUCUUCGCGAUCUGCGUCCUAUCUCGCGGUCGCAGCAGAUAGUGGCAGAAAUGAGUAUCCGCAGAUCAUUGAAUUUUUAUCCCCGAAUACUCAUAACCGAGCGGUUCGAUUCGAGAAUGGGGCUAUCGAAGAGGAUUUGGACGCUGUGUUGUUUUGUACUGGAUAUUACUACUCGUUCCCCUUCCUGUCGUCCCUGAAUCCCCCAGUUAUUGAGGACGGAAACAGGACCCUCCACGUGUAUCAGCAUAUAUUUUGUGCAGACCAACCUACUUUGGCCUUCCCUGUUUUGAGUCAGAGAGUCAUCCCAUUUCCCACAGCAGAAAAUCAAUGCGCUGUCAUUGCGCGAGUCUGGUCCGGUCGACUCACACUCCCAUCGAGGGAGGAAAUGUAUGAGUGGGAAGAUGCUGAGGUAGCUGCGCGGGGAUCUGGCAAGUCAUUCCAUAUCAUGCAUUUCCCGCUGGAUGCUGAUUAUCUGGACAUGCUGCGCGACUGGGCCGCACAGGCGGAGCUGAGGCCGGGACUUGAAAAUGGCGGUCGGGGCAAGGGGUGCACUUCCUGGGGUAAGAAAGAGAGGUGGACUCGGGAACGGUUCCCGCUGAUUAAGAAAGCAUUUGUUAUGAAGGGGGAAGAGAGACAUAGCUGUCGGAGCUUGGAGGAUGUGGGUUUUGACUAUGACAAGUGGAAAGAGGAGCAAUCGAUGAUAUAG